AUGGGAUCCACUCAACCCGAAUUCAAGAACCCGGCUACUGCCACUCUUUUGGAGUUGGUGAAGUCUCGCCGCACCUACUACGGCCUCAAGGGCGAGAGCCCUGUCUCUGACGAUGUCAUUGACCGCAUUGUUCAGGACUCCGUUCUGCACGUUCCCAGCUCCUUCAACACCCAGACCUCCCGCGUUGUCCUCCUGCUGAAGGAGGAGCACCAGAAGGUGUGGGAUAUUGCCAUUAAUGUUAUGGAGGGUCUGGUCGCUGCUGGCCACGUGCCUAAGGAAAUGUUCGAGACUUCAACCAAGCCCAAGUUGGAGUCUUUCCGCGCUGCCUAUGGAACCGUCCUUUUCUUUGUCGACUAUGAAGCGCUCGCUCCCAUCAAAGAGAAGUUCGCGAUCUAUGCCGACAAGUUUGACCCCUUUGCCCUGGAGUCAAAUGCUAUGUCUCAGUACCUUGUCUGGACUGCCCUUGAGUCCGAGGGCUUCGGUGCCAACCUUCAGCACUACAGCCCCCUCAUCGAUGAGCCGAUUGCCAAGACCUGGGACCUCCCCGCCUCCUGGAAGUUGGACGCCCAGCUGGUCUUCGGUGUUCCCACCUCUGAACCUGGUGAGAAGGACUUCGCUCCUAUCGAGGGUCGCUACAAGGUGUUCGGCAAAUAA
Molecule: messenger RNA, 654 nt
Organism: Penicillium egyptiacum
Lineage: Eukaryota; Fungi; Ascomycota; Eurotiomycetes; Eurotiales; Aspergillaceae
Source: the annotation of a GenBank genome assembly